This is a messenger RNA of Paramecium tetraurelia, 2157 nucleotides long. RefSeq lists its product as uncharacterized. The record is from RefSeq and is a predicted model, not a curated record. The transcript has 4 exons. Lineage: Eukaryota; Ciliophora; Oligohymenophorea; Peniculida; Parameciidae.
AUGAACAACAAUAGUAACACUAAGUUGGAUAUUCUUCCAAAACUUAUGUCUUCUCAUCAUAAACUUCUUGAGCCAGCUUAUCUGAAGAAUACUCAAUUCAAAAUCAGCCAAAAUGAGAGCAAAUUGUUACCUCUCAUUCAGAGGAGUUCCAUGAUGCAGCCUAACUAAAGUUCAAAAUAAUUAAUCGUUUAGAGGUUGAUAAGCAAUUUAGAAUUUAGUUCCAGGCAUUUUGGAGCUGCCUGUGAUAGAGGCUUUUAGGGGUUGUCAAAAUACCACUAUUCUCAAAAAUUUGGUCAUUCCGCUGUACGAUUGGAGCCACUUAACAGAAAUAUUAUUGCAGAACUCACAGAUGCAGAGGAUACUGAAGAAAUUCCAAAGGAUGAAAGGACCUAUUAUAAAAGAAUAUAUAAAUUUAAGAACAUGCCAAUUUUAGCAUUAAUCAAGUCUUUUGAGAUAGAAUGGGUAAGAGAGUUCGAAGAUGAGGUUAAUAAGAAAUCGACCAAAUCAUUGCAAUUAAGUUUUUAAACUGCACUUGCAAUAUUUAAUACUUAUCCUGAUCCAUUAGAAUUUUUCCAAAAAAAUCUGUAAUUACUUGAGAGGAGUUCAGUUGCUUUAAAACAAAAAGGAUUGACUUAAUUAAAAUAUAAAGUGAAGAAUUUUGACGAGGAUGAAUUUUAGAGGAUGAUUGUCAUAAAAAAUUAGUCAGGUUAAGGAUACUUUAGAAUUUAUUUUCCAACAAUUCAACUUUAUUUAUAAGAAUACUCUCAUAAUUAAACAAUUGAUUUGUCACCUCUUAGAUUAUAUGAAAUCGUAAAGAAUAAUUUUUUUGAAAUGGCCUCCAUAGUGGAAUAAUUUGAUUUUGAAAAGUUUAAAUUAUAUAUCCAAGAUUCCGAAAACUAGGGAAUUCUAGAACAAUUAGAGGAACAAACGAAAUAAAGAACUGAUAACAUUUAAAAGGUUGAAACACCGUAGCCAUAGGAGAUAGCGUAAUAAUCAUAAAUACAAGAUAACGAACUUGAAUAAACUGUUGAUUAAUAAUAAUAAUAAAAAGCAUAAGAACAAACAUAAUUAUCAGAAUUGAAUUAAUAAUAAUAAGAAUCUACAUAAUUAGAAUCAACAUAACAAUAGUAAGAAUCAGCAUAAUAAUAAUAAGAAUCUACAUAAUAAUAAUUAUUAGAAUCUACAUAAUAAUAAUAAGAAUCAAUAUAACAAUAAUAAGAAUCGACAUAAUAAUAAUUAGAAUCUACAUAAUAAUAAUUAUUAGAAUCUACAAAAUAAUAAUAAGAAUCGACAUAAUCAUAAUUAGAAUCUACAUAAUAGUAAUAAGAAUCGACAUAAUAAUAAUAAGAAUCAACAUAAUAAUAAUAAGAAUCGACAUAAUAAUUAGAAUCUACAUAAUAAUAAUAAGAAUCGACAUAAUAAUAAUAAGAAUCAACAUAAAAAUAAGAACAAUAAUAAUAAUAGGAAUUGAUAUCAUAAUAAGGAUAAUAAUAAUAGAAGUAGUAAUAAUAGUAGUAACAAUAGUAACAAUAAUAAUAAUAAUAACAAUAAGUAUAGUAACAAAAAUAAUAAGAGUAAAUUUUGAUCGGUAAUCCUGUGAACACUGAUCUUAGCAUAAUUAUUAUUGAGGAAAAACAUGAAUUUCCAGAGUAGAUUCUAUAAAGGAAAUGGAUCAAGAAGGUUGUUGAAAAAGAUAAUACAUAUUAUACUGUUGAUUUCCUACCUUUUUAAAUUUUAUUGAGAGAAAAGAGAUCAUAAAAAAUCAUCAAAAUGUAUUCUCCAUCUUUAAAGGAAGUGGAUUUUAUUAUAUUCUAAUUAAAUAAUAAAAGCUUACUUGACAUAUUAAAUGAUAAUGUGAAGACAACUUUUGAUAUGCCUCCCGAAGCAUUUGAUUAUAAAGAAUUUAAAAAAGGAUCUAAAAUUUCAUUCCUUUUAGAAGAAAUCGCAGAAAAGCCUCUUGAGAUUACUGAAGAACAACUUAACAACGGUAUAUUGAGCCCAUGGACAAAAGAGAUUGAAGUGAACAAUAAAGAUUUACCCUGUAUGCUCGAAAUCUAUAAUUAACUUAAAUGCAGUACGAUUAAACGACCAUGCACAUCAAAAGAAUUAACACAUAUUCUAACGAAAAGAUAUUCAAUUGGUUUUAGAUUAAUAUGA